This is a messenger RNA of Sphaeroforma arctica JP610, 173 nucleotides long. RefSeq lists its product as hypothetical. The transcript has a single exon. The record is from RefSeq and is a predicted model, not a curated record. NCBI's taxonomy places the organism in Eukaryota, Ichthyosporea, Ichthyophonida. The annotation marks the transcript as partial.
AAGCGCACUUCACAAAGGUGGUAACCAGCGCAAGUAUCACUGACUUGGCUUGUGGUCUGAGUCAUAUACUGCUCUUGACGCAACGGGCCGAAGUACUGGUCAUGGGGUCCAAUCGUUACGGACAACUGGGACUAGGGUUUGUGAAUCAGGUAGGUAUGUGGUUAGGGUUGUAG